AAAUACCUGUAGUAAACAGGGAGAGGCGACGAACGUAUCCCUGCGUGGUCACGAAUAUUAAUGUGGAUCCAGGCGGAAGCUGGCAGGCUCGCAUCUUUUUUCCACACCGUUUUUAUUUCAAAGGCAGCAGUGUGCGUUAUGUGGAUCUACUGCCCGAACAUCUCCCAGAAUUAACAAAAUUUCAUUCAAAUAAUAUUUAGCCCCCAGCCCGUCAUCCCCCCCCCCCGACCUUCCUCUGUGGGAAAGACGAGUCAGCUAAGAGGAUAGCGAUUUGUGAACAGCACCAUGCGCCAAGAUUUUCAGGAGAGAAAAGCGCACGGUGGUCGUUCCUCCCUGGCAUUUUCGGACGCUUCAACAAUCAGCAUCCAAAAGAAAGGCGAAGAAGGAAAAAAACAUAUGUAAACAGAAAGACAGACAGAAGAAAACAGACGGAGCUUAGAAAACAACAGACAUCUUGUUUUCCCCUUCCUCCUCUUCAUGCCAUCUUCCCUCACUCCUCUCUCCGAUUUCUCCGUCUCCCUUUUACCCCUUCCUGCAUAAAUAUAUAUUUAUAUAUUUGCAAAGUGAAGCCGCUUCCUCUGCCUUUUGAUGUUGUGUGAGGAGUGUGCGCAGGCGCCCCCCACGUUGGAAUUACUGCACUGGUCAGAAUAAGUUGGAUCCUGUCUGUCUCUCUCUCUCUUUCUCUCUCCUGCUGCCUUCCCUUGAAAAAAAACGAAAUCGUCUGAAAACUUAGGGAUGCUGAGAGUUCGGAAAAGGGGCUACUUUAGCGCUUUCUCGUUCCCUUUGCUAGUGGCGAUGGUCUGUGCACAAAGUGUCAAUGACCCCAGUAAUAUGUCAUUGGUAAAGGAGACGGUUGAUAGACUGCUGAAGGGCUAUGACAUCCGUUUGAGGCCAGAUUUUGGAGGUGACCCUGUGCGUGUUGGCAUGAACAUAGACAUUGCCAGUAUAGAUAUGGUUUCUGAAGUCAAUAUGGAUUACACUUUGACAAUGUACUUCCAGCAAGCUUGGCGGGACAAACGGCUAUCCUACUCAGAAAUACCUUUGAAUCUCACCUUGGACAACAGAGUGGCUGAUCAACUUUGGGUUCCUGAUACAUACUUCCUUAAUGAUAAAAAGUCUUUUGUGCAUGGUGUGACUGUAAAGAAUCGAAUGAUCCGCUUGCACCCAGAUGGCACAGUUUUAUAUGGUCUCAGAAUUACCACAACAGCUGCUUGCAUGAUGGACUUGCGAAGAUAUCCACUUGAUCAGCAGAACUGCACACUUGAAAUAGAGAGUUAUGGAUAUACAACAGAUGACAUUGAGUUCUACUGGCGUGGAGCUCCACGAGCAGUGACAGGGGUGGAGAAGAUUGAGUUGCCACAGUUUUCUAUCGUUGACUAUCACCUAAUUUCCAAGAAUGUUGUUUUCUCUACAGGUUCUUACCCCAGGCUCUCCCUCAGUUUCAAGCUUAAAAGAAAUAUUGGUUACUUCAUUCUGCAAACGUACAUGCCCUCCAUCUUGAUCACUAUCCUCUCUUGGGUGUCUUUCUGGAUUAAUUAUGAUGCAUCUGCUGCACGAGUUGCUUUAGGUAUCACUACGGUACUUACAAUGACUACAAUCAAUACCCAUCUGCGGGAGACACUUCCAAAGAUCCCUUAUGUUAAAGCCAUUGAUAUGUAUUUGAUGUGCUGCUUUGUGUUUGUGUUUUUGGCCCUAUUGGAAUAUGCCCUGGUUAACUACAUAUUUUUUGGAAGAGGACCACAACGUCAAAAGAAGAUUGCAGAGAAAGCAGCAAAAGCCAACAAUGAAAAGACAAGAGCAGAAGCCAAGAUGGAUCCACAUGAAAACAUUCUCCUGAGCACACUUGAGAUUAAGAAUGAAAUGAGUGCUGCUGAGCUCACAAUGGGUAUCACUGAUCCCAGAAGUACCAUGAUGCCAUAUGACAGCUCUGGAAUUCAGUAUAGGAAGGCAGGAUUGUCGAGGCACAACUUCGGAAGGAGCGCCUUGGAAAGACACGUGGCCCAAAAGAAGAGCAGGCUACGAAGGCGUGCUUCCCAGCUGAAAAUUAACAUUCCUGAUUUGACUGAUGUGAAUGCCAUUGAUAAAUGGUCACGGAUGAUAUUUCCUCUUGUUUUUGGAUUCUUCAAUGUGAUCUACUGGUUGUAUUAUGUGAAUUAAGCUGAAGAAUGUGCACAGACAGUGUCUUUCCACACUUUUUUUUUGUUUUGCAACAAGGUGGAACCAUCAUUUUAAAACUGAGAUUGUUCAGGACAAAUUUUGCAUGCACUUUAACUCCUUAAUGGCUGGCUGUAUUUGAACUGUUCAUUGCUUUAUUUAUGUUAAUUGAAUCUCUUUCUGUACUGCUUAUAUUUGCCUCUCGCACAUUUAAAUGCUGGAGGUCAUUUUUUAUCUUGCUUUAAUAUAUAUGCAGCAGACCAGUCUAUGUUGAUAUCGCACUGAAUAUUUUAUUAAUUUAAAAGAUUUGAAUUGGAAUGAACCAAUUGACGAUGUUAUUAAGUUGUAAUCUCACAUUUGAGAAGAAUAUCAUUCCUUCUGAGUUUUCAGUUGAUGAUUAAGUAGUAACUGUAAAAAUAUUUUACUAUGAUUUUAAGCAUCUUCAAGAACCAGUAUUACUUUGUCAAAUCAGCUUCCACUCUAAAAGCUGAGGAGUAGUAUUCAUGCAGGUUGAUUAAGAGCUGCUAUUAAUACAAACAGAAUAUUAUUACUGUUCCUCUGAAGUCACAAUGAUCCAAACUUUAAAGUAGACCAGCAAAAUCAUUUAAAAACUAGAAUUGCAAUGUCACAUUUGUUUCCUGUAGAUCUUGUAAAAUUGCCUCAAAUCCAAUUCCCACAGUCAUCUUAUAUUUGCAUGUAGAGUGUUCCAGUUGGCAGUAUCAAUCCUGUUAAAGAUUUAUAUUUAUAAAAAUUACAUCAUUAACAAAUUUAGAAUAGCAUGGAAACAUUUUUUCUCCAUUGCUGAGUAUAGAUUGAAGAGGUGAUCCCAUUCAUUCCUCAUGCAUACUAAGGAACAAAUAAUAGUAAAUGACAAUGCUACAAAAAUUAUGACCGACUGGUAAAUUACAAGUGUGACAGCUUUUUGGAGCUAGUAAAUUACCAACUGGUCCUAAAACACCGGAAUCUGCAUUGUAAUAACAAAUAGAUGUUUAACUUUUUGCCAAAUAUAUAUGUAAAAAUGUGCUUAUAUCCUUCACGUGAAGAUUAUCAUUGACUUUGUAAGUCAGGAGCCAGGGAAAACAGACAAAAGCACUACUUUCACACAUUUAUUCAUGCAACUUGGUAAAAACAUUCUAAUUUUUACCUGCCCUAAUGAUCAAUAGAAAAACAUUUUUAUUUGCUAUUCUAUUAUGCAGUAUUUAACAAUGAGGACCCUUAUAGUCCAGCAAUACUCUACACUCUUGUCAGAGACAAGGAACAGGACCUUCCUGACCCUGGGAUGGUGGGCUGAGAGGUGUAGGAGAUAGCAGGGAGCCACUUUGGGAAAACUUUCUGACGUAGUUCCUCUGCCAGGGAAAUUACCUAGUGGUGGACUGAAUGUGAAUCAGCAGCCCACUGAAUGGAAUUAGGCAGAAAUUUAAAUAAUUAAAAUUGAGGGAUAUUUUCCAGGGCCACAACCUGUUUAGAACCUCCACCUUCAUGGAGGUGAUCUCCCUUCAGCCAUCCAGGAGAUCAUUAGAGUUGGAGGCUGAGAGGACAGACGGCAAGAAAAGCCACAUCAAUGGGCUGUUGGAGAGACCUACCUUUAAAUUUGUACUUACCUCGCAAGGAAACUUCCAUCUUGGGGUACUUUCUUGAUCUUUAGUGUUUUUCAGCAAAGUUCACCUCUUUCAUUAGAGCUGCCAAAGCUUUGCAGCUGCCCUUUCUUUAAUGGACCAACAACAUCUAUAUCCCACCCCUUGAACAGUGAACCUGGAGGUGGUCAAUUAGGAGGUGUCUACUGGCAUUGGGCAAGUUCCACUGCCAGCGAAGCACAGGCUCAGCUCCUCAUUUGGUCCAACAUCAGGGACCUGAAGUAGAUGAUAACAUGCUAUCCAAUUUAGAAUCACAUCAACAUCGUGUUUUAGUGAUUUGUAAUUGGUCAACUCAUUUAUAUUGUUCAUUUUUUAAUUAGCAUAUCUUGUGUACUUAUUCCAAAGUAACAGAUACUGUAGUGGUCUCUAAUCUAGCUGUGACCAUCAUUCUGCUUUUCUCCUAAGUGAUUUUAUAAUAAUAUGGUAAGUAUAUUUGCAGAAUGAAUUAUGACAAUAGGGAAAUAUCUUUAAGUCAAAGGUGAACAUGAAGCCUUUUUCUGAAGUUAUGACAUCCUUUUAAGAUGGGAUUAAUUAUUAUGGAAAAGCUCUGACGAGGACAGCUUCAGUUCAGUUUUGUUUUUAAGUUUUAGAUGUGUUUUACGUAUUGAUAAGAUUGUGUUGUAAAUGCUUGGUUAUAAACCGUAUCAUACCUGAAGUGUAAAAUGUAAAUGAAUUGUACAAUUUGUAUAUCAUUCUAUAAGAAUCAUAUCAAAAAUAUAAAUUUGUAAGGUAAAUGGCAUUCAAGAGGGCAUUAUCCAGAGAAGUAUGUUUUUGUAGUCAAGAUGAUCACAUUCAAAAAGAUAAUGAGAUUAAACAUACCAUUUAGGUUGAAAGAGAGAACUGAAUGAUAUCCACGCACGUCUCCUUUCUCCCUCAAGACCUAAAUUAGAAUCUGAAGUAACCAUUUCAGAAUAAGGACAGAAUGGUGCACCUAUCGCACGAGAUUUGAAUUUCAGUCCUCUAUUGGAAUGAGACUGGGAUAGGGUACGCAAUUUGAAAAUAAUGUUCCCAGAUGAUGUGUCCAAAUGGGGCAGUUUUGAUGCUAGCCUCCAAUUAAAACCCCACUUAGUGCCCCGUGGAGAUGGUAAUCAGGCUGGGAGAACCAAAAGGUUAUUUUGAAAACACAGAUUGAGAAAACAAAACAGCCCAAUGCCUUUAUUGUAUAUCUGUUAGGCAUUAAGCCUAUUCUUGUUAAAUUUUAAAAAAAUUAGGGAAAAAGAAGGAUAAUUCUCAGAGUGAAUUUAGUACUUUUUUUUCUUGCCCUCUAAUUUUCUGCUACUUUUAUUCUGCAAGAUAGCAACAAACCCAGGAAUACCUCAACUUUGUUUUUCAGUAUUGGCCUCCAGAGUGAGUUCCUACCUCCUGGCGCAUUUACAGUCUCUAACUGCUCCUCCAAAUUGACUCGAAUCCAAUUACUUAAUCUGCUUUCAAAGAUAGCAAGUGUUUGUGUCCCAGAAAUGCCCUGGACAUCAGGUUCCCAAUACCAGAUUGAGCUUGGUCCUAGCAAAUACGGUGGGAGAAUAAAUGUCCUUCUUUCAUUGAUUUAAAUUGGUUAUAGAGCACAAGGAUACCUUUCAGGCCCACAUGUCCUUGCGAGCUCUCCAAGCAUAUCCUUUUCCGUCAGCUGGAUUUUUUUUUCUUGCAUGCUUGAUUUAAAGAUUUAAAUAAUUCUCCAGCGAUAAAUGUCUGGGAAGAUUAUAUUAGUUCCUAACUGAUUAUAUUCUCUCAUUUUCAUCAGUGUUUCCUAUUUCCAAAUGGAGCCAGCUAUUCAGGCGUUGUGUGUCUUGAUGAAGCUUCUCAAUACAUUAAUGCAAUUAUUCAGAUUGUAUUGUGUUUUACAAUAAUCUGUAAAUAUACAUAGUUGUGGAUUGGUAGUGAUAUAUACUUUCAGUAUAGAGCAGAUUCAUGCAACUUUUUGAUUUGAUUUAGAUACUUUAUAAAUGUUUACAUAAGGGAUGCUUAGUGUUUUUCUUUGAAAUGGUCAGGACUAAAUUAGAUUGUAUUUAGGUAGCUUCUGACAGAUUUUUAAGUGUAUAAAAGAAUGUUAAACAAACAUAAAAAGAGAGACAUUUUGCUGCAUUGAGACAACCAUGAACUUAAUGUAAAUGCAAGUAUUUUUCUUGAAGUUUAGGACGUGUGCGUACAACACGGUUCUAAUUUUUGCACUCAGUAAACUUGAUGUGGUUGGCAAAAUAAACACAGCAGCUAAACUUGCACACCAAACAUUGAUCAGGCAAAACAUGAAUUGCUCUAGCACGGAAAGCUGCAUUACUUGCUCAUAGAAUGCAUAUACUUUAAAUGCAACAUGUUCUUUAAUCAUUGCAAAUGCAAGUUGGUUUUAAAAACAGCUCUUCAUUCAAAGUGAAACUUAUCACAAUGUGGUUAAUUAAGUUAAAAUACCCAAAAGUUCCAUAUGGAAUCAUUUUGUUAAUAUAAUCCAAAAGAAUUUACUACUCAAAUAUGGUUUGGAAAUAUUUCCAAAGUGGCGAAAAUGCAAUUGGAAUUGUUUAAUCUGAGAUAUUGCCUUCUGUAUUAAUUCACAAUUUGGCAGAUAGUUUUUAUUCUGGGUCAGAAACUGCCUAAUGCAGAUAUAUCUUCAGUUUGUGUAUAGCUAAUUCACUACACUGUGUUUUGAUCAAAUACCAUUGCCUUAGCCAGUUACUUAGUGUAUGUGAGAAAGCUACAGCAACUGUAAUGGCUUGAAGAAAGAAAACAUCCUUCAUGUACUUUUGAGAUAGGGUUUUGAUCUUUUCCCCCAAGUAUGAGAUACAUUUUCCAGUCAUUAGCACAAUCAAAAUUACGCACAGAUGUAAACAAUAAUGUGGUUGGCAACAUUUCAUCAGCACCUCGAACUUGUUGAAAAGAAGCACUUCUAAUAUUCUGUGAAUCACUUAACCAACCCUAAACAUUUUAAAAGAGCCUGUUAUGCUUUAUAGAUAGAGGGAAGAAGUGUGAAAUUUAGGUAGGAAAAUUAGGUUUUGAAGGAGACAUAAGGAAUCGGAAAAGAGGUAUGCAUAAAUUGAAUGGGUGGGCAAAACGUGGACAGAUGGAGUAUAAGGUGAAUAAAUGUGAACUUGUUUGGCUUGGCAAGAAAAAUAAGAAACCAUUGAAUCUAUUAAGUGGAAGAGAUUGCUGAACUGAGGUACACAGAAAUCUAGAUGUUCUGGUACAUGCAUCACAAGUUUGUACAUAGGAACCACAAGUGAUUAUGAAAGCAAAUUAAAUGCUGUCAUGUAUUGCAUGGAAUGUAAAUAUAGAGGAGUUCUACUACUGUGUACUGGGCAAUGGUGAGACCACAUCUAGAAUACCAUGUGCAAUGUUUGUCAUUUCUUGUAAAGUGUAUAAUUGUGUACAAAGUUGUUCAGAGAAGGUUUGCACAACUAAUUCCUGGGAUGAUGGGGUUACCUUGAGAGAACUGGUUAGGCCUGUUUAGAUGAAUAAAAGCUGAUCUUGUUUAAACAAUUAAGGUCACGAGGGGAAGUUAACAGGGUUGCUGCUUGAAGGAUGGUUACCAUUGUAGGAGAGACUAAAAAUAGGGAACAUAGUUUAAGUAUAAGAAGUUUCACAUUUAAGGUGUUGAGACGAUUUUUUUUCUCUGUCAGAGAACUGUAAGCUUAUAGAACUCUGUCUCCUACAGAGCAGUGUAGACAAGGUCAUUAGAUUCUUGACAACAAGUCAGUGAUAGGGUGUCAGUGGGAGGUAAGAUAGUGGAGUUGAGGUCACAAUUGGAUCAAUUAAGAUCUUAAUAAAAUGAUGAACUACUAUGAGGGUAACUGGCCUACACCAGUUCUUAAUUCAUAUGUUCACACGUAUAAAUAUGCUCCUUGAAGAACCAUAUUCAAAGGUAACAAACCUGAAUGGAAUAUAAACAUUGUAAGUUUACUUCAUUUUAAUUUUUUUUCAGGGAUCUGGUGAAAGAUCCAUGUUGUCAAUACUCCUAAACAAGUCAAAGGUUUUGAUUACCCUGGAUAUGCUUUCACAUUAAGACAACAAGAACAUCAACAAUUUGGAUUUAUUUGCAUCCUUGACAUACCAAUAUGUAUUAUUCACAAAGAUUUGAAAGCAAAUCACAUAAAGAGAGUCAUGAGGCUCAAUGACCAAAAGACUGGUCAAAGAAGUAGGUUACAAGGAGUUUCAUUAGAGGAGAGAAAUGAGAUACAGAAUAAAUGAUAUAGGGAGGGAGUUCUAGAAUUUAGCUUAUUGAAACUGAAGGCUGGGCACUAAUAGGGUAGUGACCAGGAAUUUGAGAUUCAGCGUGCAAAGAUCUUGCGUGUUACAGUUGUAACCAAGAGAAAGAAAGGGGUGAGGCCAUAAAGGGACAACAUUUAAUCUGAAGCAAGGGCAGCUCAGAUGAUGUUACAGAAUUAGCCUCAGUAAUGGUGUAAAUGUAUGGCUGGAAAACCAUCUUGUGAUCAGAUAUGACACCAGAGUUGUAAAAUGUCAGUUUUAAGCUCAGGCAAGUUGAUGGUAAAGUUAGCGGUUACUCUGAUCACUUCAUGUAGUAAUACCAUCUACUGACCUACGAAGGAAUGUAGUCAUAUUUUUAGAUGCAUCUAUAAUGUGGUUAUGCAUAGCCGUCACUAUAGCUCUCCCUAUCCCUCAUUUUGUUUUAACGUCAGUUGAUUAAAUAAAAUAUAAGAGGGUCACUUUUAUCUUCCCGAAGUGGAUGGUAUUCUAAUAAUGAUUGUAACUGGCACUGCCUCUAUUGUAGAACUGUCUGAUUUUUUUAAUAUAUAAUGUGUUUACAGUGGGCAGCUGGAUCGAUACCUUGGCCAUGAAGUUAAAUUAUCUUCUUCAUGUAUUAUGCGAAUUGUUUUUCAGGGAUUAAACAUCUUUUUUAUAUAAAAUUAAAAAUAUUUGUAAGAAUUAAAAUUAUUCAGCAUUUUGUGAAGAAGCCAUAUCUCAUCUCCAUCCAGACACUCAUUUUUGUAUCUUAUUGUCAUUUUCAAAUGUCUGACCAUUUUUUCCAUCCCUUCUGUGAUAUUAGAAAUUAUGUACCUAACUAAAUAACUUCAACAGUUGUCCACAUAUUGGGGUUAUUCAAAUUCCUUAUUGAAGCUUACUGAAUGACACAUGACUGACUUGACUAAUUUGCCAGUUUCAGUGCACAGUUCUAGUCAGACAGCUCAGAUGGAUUAUUCACCACAAUUUUAAAAAGAAGAGUAAUUGACAGGGCAGUUUAAGCAAAAAAGAUAAUUAGAUAUCUACUGGUAAAGAACACUACUGACAUUUUUUUGGGAAGUCUUCACUUUCUCGGCUUUUUGUGAUCAUAUGUGAUUGGUUCCUAAAAAAAUUGCAGCUUCAAGUAAACCGACGUUAAGUUAAUCAUUGAUUCUCAUAGGAAUCAAUGUUAAAACUGGCUAGGUUCUGUAGGACCUUCCUUAUCAAAGAAAAAAAACACUAUGCUCUAAAUUGAAAUGCUCCAAUCUAGGAAUUUAGCCAUAUAACUAACUUUUAAAUAUCCCUGCAGUAUAUUCUGCUCUCUGCCAGUCCUCUUGGUUACUUCAGACCCUUUGCUCUCUGACCCUCCCACUGGAACUUGAUACAUUAUUGUUCGAACCUGCACUUGAAAGCAUCCAUUCACGAGGUCAAAGGCCUCCCUCUACUGAACUAGAGACAGUAGGAACUGCAGAUGCUGGAGACUCUGAGGUAACAAAGUGUAGAGCUGGAUGAACACAG
This is a messenger RNA of Stegostoma tigrinum, 9467 nucleotides long. RefSeq names its product gamma-aminobutyric acid type A receptor subunit beta2a (gene gabrb2a). Gene Ontology annotation, cellular component: neuron projection; synapse; membrane. Gene Ontology annotation, biological process: nervous system process; signal transduction; monoatomic ion transmembrane transport. Gene Ontology annotation, molecular function: neurotransmitter receptor activity; GABA-A receptor activity; extracellular ligand-gated monoatomic ion channel activity. The transcript is spliced from 9 exons. The record is from RefSeq and is a predicted model, not a curated record. Bases 736 to 2157 code for a protein of 473 amino acids. Lineage: Eukaryota; Metazoa; Chordata; Chondrichthyes; Orectolobiformes; Stegostomatidae.